AUGGUCCUGGGGGAGGAUGUCUCAGAGGACUGUUUAACCCUCAACGUGUACCGGGCCUCCAACGUGUCCGCCUCCAAGGGACUACUUCCCGUGGCUGUGUACAUCCACAGCGGUCUCUUCAAGCAUGGAUCUGGCCGUGAUCCACGAUACAACAUGACGUCUCUGCUUCAGGUGGCUGUUCAGAAUGACUACGUUGAUGCCAGCACCCUCUCUGACGUCUUUAGCAGUGACAUCACCACGCUCAACCGCCCCAACCCUGUAGUGGACGGCGAUUUCCUUCAAGACCUAGGGUCGAAGGAGCUGAACGCCGGACACUUCGUCAAGGUGCCGCUGUUGCUCGGGACGACCCAGGACGAGGAAAUAAUCGCACAUCUCUACCCAGAUAACCCAGCCCUCGGCAUCCCCUCCACUCUAGACGGACGACCCGGUAACGACACCGGACUGGGCUACCAGUGGAAGCGCUCCAGCGCAUACAACGGAGACAAGAACAAGACGACAUCGCGUUCGUCUUCCACAAACGUCACGCUUUCCGAGUCACUCAGUCCUACCGACCAGGCCGAUCAGAAGAAGACGUUCGAGCCGUUGAGUUAUCUGAUGAGUAGUAUGUGGAUUAGCUUUUUUGAUACGAUGAGUCCGAAUAAUAUUCCGAUUAAUGGGACUAAGACGUGGCCGAAGUAUACACUGCAACAGCCGGAGGCGUUGGUGUUUGAUGUUAAUGCGACCCAGCUUUGUCGUGUUGAGAGGGAUGAUUAUCGGAGUGCUGCUAUUGCGUAUUGGAUGGAUUUGUUUACGGAUGAGUAUCCGAAGUGA
This is a messenger RNA of Aspergillus ibericus CBS 121593, 810 nucleotides long. Its product is annotated as alpha/beta-hydrolase. The record is from RefSeq and is a predicted model, not a curated record. NCBI's taxonomy places the organism in Eukaryota, Fungi, Ascomycota, Eurotiomycetes, Eurotiales, Aspergillaceae. The coding region runs from base 1 to 810 and encodes 269 amino acids. The transcript is spliced from 4 exons.